CAGGACUCACCUCCCCAGUCGGAUUUCUGCCUGCCCCUUCUUUCCUGCUGGUGCAGGCCCCGAGGCCGAAGGGUUAAACUGACCGAGAUGCACUUCCCAGAAGGGAGGAGAGAAGCCAUUGGAAGAAAGUGCGCGCUUGGCACUUGAGGAAAGGGCCGCGUUUCCUCUUCCUUUCCAAUUGGGGAGCGGGCAGCUGGGGCUUCCAGAGGCCGGGGGAGAGAGGGCGGGGUCCACCCCGCUUGAGUGGUGACGUCGGAAAGUCCGGGAGUUGAAGGAAGCGGGUCAUGAGACAUAAAAUAAUGACGGAGAAGGGAAAAAAUCCAGAUGCCAAAUCCGAAAGAGAAUUGCAAGAGGACCUCAACGCUGGGGCCACCCAGGACAAGGCUGCAAGAACAGCCAAGGAUCUCCGAGCUGAAAAGGCGGAAGGUUUUGCAAAAAUGGGGGGCUCCAGACCAGCCAAGAGCGAGGCAGGAGAUCGGCGGUUGAAAUAUUUGGAUCCCCGGGCUGCUUUGAAGGCAAUGCAGUCCUCCAAAGAGGAGGAACUGGUUUCUGAACCGUGGGAGAACGCCAAGGCCUGCUUGGCCUCCUUAGAAGGAGCAGCUGAAACCUACCGGAGAUACAAAGGAUUGGUGGAUCUCAGCAGAGACACCCAAAGAGUGAGCGAGCAGACCAAUCCUGCCAAGAUGGACGACUAUUGGAAGGUGGGCGAGGACGCCAUGGGAGACGACUCAGCGGCCACCGACACCCAACGAACCCUUUUCAGAGAGUUCUGUUACCGGGAGGCUGAGGGCCCCCGUGAGGCCUGCAGCCGCCUCUGGUACCUCUGCCACCGGUGGCUGAAGCCGGAGAGACACACCAAGGAGCAGAUCCUGGAGCUGCUGGUCCUGGAACAGUUCCUGGCCAUCUUGCCCUCUGAUCUCCAGAGGUGGGUCAAAGCCGCCGAGCCCCACACUUGUGACCAAGCGGUGGCCCUGGCUGAAGGCUUUCCCUCAGGACGGCCACAGGAGGGACCAGGUUUGGUGCAGGAGGUGUCUUCGGGGUUCUCCACGGCUGAGCAGUCUCUAUCAGGGGCUGGAGAGAGACAAGUCAGUGCCAUUGAGGUCAAGCAGGAGCAGGACGGUGACAGCGACUCGGAAGAUGGCAGGUGGGUGAUUGAGACGAGGCAAGGGGAUUGCCAGCUGGAAGGCACCGAGCCAGUGAAAUUGUGUGGGCCCUCCUUGCAAGAACCUUAUUGGUCCGAAGAAGAUGGAGAUGGGGAUGGAGCUGAUCAGAAGGAUGAGGACAACCCAGAUCAACCCAGACCUGAAGAGUUUCCUCUAGCAGAAGAAGAUGGGGAUUCAAGUCAACCUGCUGUGGUCCAAAGACAGCACAGAAGUCGGGAAAAGAAGACUUGUGCGGUGUGUGGCAAGACCUUCAGCCGAAGUACGGUGCUUGCUGCCCAUCAGAGGACCCACACGGGCGAGAAGCCGUUCAUGUGCCAGAAUUGUGGGAAAUGCUUCAGCUUCAAGUCCACGCUGGUUGCCCACGAAAGGACCCACACGGGAGAGAGGCCGUACACUUGUGAUCUGUGUGGGAAGAGCUUCACCGUCAGCUCGGUCCUCACCAGGCACUACCGAGUCCACAUCGAAAAGAAGCUCUUUAGCUGCUCCGAUUGUGACAAGAGCUUCACGCAGAAGUCUCAGUUGCUCAACCACCAGAAGGUCCACGUGAGGGAGAAGCCAUUCAAAUGCGCCCAGUGUGGGGAGGGUUUCAGCCGUAGCUCCGCCCUCAAGAAACACGAGGGCUCCCACACAGGAGAGAAACCCUUCAAAUGCCCCGAUUGCGAGAAAUCCUUCAACACGUCUUCCCAGCUGGUCAAGCACCACCGAGUCCAUACCGGGGAGAGACCCUACACUUGUUCGGAGUGUGGGAAGAGCUUCAGCCAGUGGCAGAUUCUGAUGGUGCACCAAAGGACCCACACGGGCGAGAAGCCCUUCAAGUGCGCCAUCUGUGGGAAAUGCUUCUCCGAUCGGGCUGUCCACAUCCGCCACCAGAAAGUCCACACGGGGGAGAGGCCUCACCAGUGCCCCACUUGCGGGAAGAGGUUCACCCACCGCACCGUCUUGGUGAAGCACCAGAAGAUUCACGCCCGAGAAGCUCUGAAUUUAGCCAAAUUGCAAGAGGAGCAGCGGCGAUACGAGGAGACUUCAUAAAAAGUUUGCCAGCUAGACAAAUGCUCAACCUGGAAGGGAUAUCGACGGGCAACUGUCUUCCCCAACUUUUUUUGGCUUCCAGAUGGUCUUCCUGGCUCAAAUGGAUGGGAGUUGUAGUCCAAUAAAGGAGGGACUCUGCCGUACUGUGUGGAGAUGUACAAGAAUCAGACAAUCAGACAAUCAGUAUAUCUACAGUCACACUGUGGCAAGCGGUCACUUUCCCAGGGCUGAGCGUGAUGGGAUAGGGAACACUUUCUCUGACACACGCGGGGAUCCUACAGUGGACCUGCUCCCGCGGCCCCUUCAUCUUCCAUGCUGCGACUAUCUCUGUGUGUGCACUUUCGUCUUCCCGAUAAAGGUUGCCAGUCUUGUUGUCGAGUCUUGGCAAAGUCAACCUUUUGAAGACCUGUUUUUUUAGCUAUGCACUACAGCGAUAAAGGAAGCAGUUAAGAGGACAGAUUAAGCUCUUCCCAUUUGUACACAAACAUCAAUUAGCAGAAUGUGUCCAACAGAGAAGCAACCUCAUUUGUUUUCAUUCAGUUCCCCAACACAUGUUGUUGUUUUUUUGCCCCUCUUCUUUGGUGAUUGGUCUCCACAUUUCUGAUUUUGGAUGCCAACAUGGUAUUGUGUUUCUGUAUUAUAAUGAUAAGAGGAUAAUGUAUAUCACAGAAACGGAUUAAAGCAAAAGUUAGAAGUGUCUCAUAAUUAGCCUGUCUCUAAGCUUGCCUUCCAUUUGUUAAUGCAGUUACUGUCAAAUAUAACGUUUCAUCUAAUAGCUGGAUUGAUGCAUUGUGCUAAGAUGUGGUUUGGGUAACUGUGGUUUAUGGAAUAAAUCACCAUUAGAUGCACAGAUGUUCCAUAAAUUCUGGCUAACAGACUAUACUGAUCACAUAAGCCACACAUCAUGUUUAAAAAUGAAUUUUAGCUUGAGAAGUGGGAAUGGAAACAUGCCUUAGUGUGAUGUGUGAGCCCAAAUACAAGUAGUAGUCUUUGAUUUACAACCAUUAUGGAACCUGAAUUUCUGUUACAUGUCACGAUGACCCUAUGACAGCCCUGAUGUUAUGAUCUUUUUUUUUGUGGUGGUCACUAAAUGAAUGUUGUAGUUGUUAAGCAAGCCCACUGUCUGCAAUGGCCAUUUUCUGGCAAAAACAUAAAUCGUGGUCAUUUGACACAGCAGGCCAGAAACAGCCAUAAAUGUAGGCCAAUUGCUAAGCUCCCAAUAUGUGAUCACAUGACUAUCAGAAUCUGGGUCAUAAGCCCCUUUUGGAUGGUCUGUUAUAACUGAACAAUAGCUAAGCGACAGAUGGUAAAUUGAGGAUUGUCUGUAAUUGUGAUUUAUUCCACAAACCAUGGUUAACUCUGUCACUUGUAUGAGCCAUAGCCCAAAUCAGUUUCCCUUCAGUCUCCAGGCCCUGAUUCAAAUCCCGCCUUCCUGUCAGGCUCAAGCUUCCAGAACCAUCUGCGAAUAGUCUCAGGCAGAAGAUCUGUGGAGAUUCUCAGUCACGGUUAUCCCAUAAGUGCUUUUUCAAAAGGCAACUGUACUACCUUUGUUUUUUCCUUGAAGACGUUUCGCCUCUCAUCCAAGAAGCUUCUUCAGUUCUGAAGAAGAACUGAAGAAGCUUCUUGGAUGAGAAGUGAAAUGUUGCUUGCGCGAGUGGGGCCGAGAGCACCCGUGACGCUUGCGCGAGGGAGGCCCUGAGCCCUCGCGAGGGUGGGGCUCCGAGCACCUGCGAAGCUCAUGUGUCUGGGGCCGCGAGCGCCCACGACACUAGCACGAGUGAGGCUCCGCGUACCAGCGAUGCGCAAAUGCGACCGUGAGCUCUUGCAAAUCUCAUGCGAGUGGGGCUGUGAACUGUUAACGACGCUCGCGCAAGUGGGGCACCAAGCGCCCUCGACCCUUGUGUGAGGCCUUGAGUGCCUGCGCACCAGCCAGCCACUCAUGCAGCCCGGUUGUGAAUACGCCAUGGUCCGGUAGUGGGCUAUGGCCCACAGGUUGCGGACCUCUGGGCUAGGGAAAUUCUGGCAGUUGAAGCCCGUACAGCUUAAGGUUGUGGAGGUUGAGAAAUACUGGACCAGAUAAACUCUGGAUUCCAGAGUGGAAUUUUGUUUGGAAGGGGAAACUGAGGCAGGAAAGGGAUUAGCAGUGGGGUGUUUGUGCAAAUCCCCACUGAUUGUUGUUGUUGUUGUUGUUAAUUGCGAAGUCGUGUCCGACCCAUCGCGACCCCAUGGACAACGUUCCUCCAGGUCUUCCUGUCCUCUACCAUCUUCUGGAGUCCAUUUAA
Crotalus tigris (Tiger rattlesnake) is the source of this 4474-nucleotide messenger RNA. RefSeq names its product zinc finger protein 397-like. NCBI's taxonomy places the organism in Eukaryota, Metazoa, Chordata, Lepidosauria, Squamata, Viperidae. Gene Ontology annotation, biological process: regulation of immune system process; regulation of cytokine production; negative regulation of transcription by RNA polymerase II. The record is from RefSeq and is a predicted model, not a curated record. Bases 285 to 2192 code for a protein of 635 amino acids. The transcript is spliced from 4 exons.